Messenger RNA from Colletotrichum karsti, 1218 nucleotides. RefSeq lists its product as uncharacterized. The coding region runs from base 1 to 1218 and encodes 405 amino acids. The transcript is spliced from 5 exons. Lineage: Eukaryota; Fungi; Ascomycota; Sordariomycetes; Glomerellales; Glomerellaceae. The record is from RefSeq and is a predicted model, not a curated record.
AUGGCGACGGCGGAGGACACCGAAAACCGCGGCCCCGAGCUGUUCGCCGUCGGGGUGACGCUCGUCACGGCGGCCGGCAUUGCGAUUGUUCUUCGUUGCUACUCUCGAAUCUGCCUCGUCAAGAAUUUCGGAUUUGAUGACUAUUGCAUGCUUGCUGCUAUGGUCUUCUUCGCCCUCUUUGUUGCAUGCGCACUCACCGGUAUUCAUUAUGGAACGGGACGGCAUUACUGGGUUCUGGACGCAGCAGACCGUGCAGAUGCAAUGAAGUUCUGGUGGUUUUGUUACCUCUGGUACUGCCUCUCGAUGAUCUCUUCCAAAAUCUCCAUCGGCUGGUUCCUCCUCCGGAUAACGGUUCGCAAAAUCGAUAUCUGGAUCAUCUACUUCGUCAUGUUUUGCACUGUUUGCACCGGUGUCGUCUUCUUCUUCGUCACUCUUUUGCAAUGCCAGCCGAUUGCCUUUUUCUGGGAACAGUAUACCGGCUCGACCGACGGACACUGCAUCAACAUGGACGUCAUCAUUGCCCUCACCUACCUCUACAGCGCCUUCAGCGUUAUAUGCGACUUUACGUUUGCGAUUCUGCCCAUCGUCCUCAUCUGGAAUCUCAAGAUGGACCGCAAGACGAAGAUUGCCCUGGUCCCUAUUAUGGCCAUGGCCUGCAUUGCCAGUGCUGCCGUUGUCGUCCGCAUGCCGUAUGUCAAGGAUUUCAAAAACAUUGACUUCUUGUAUGCAACCGUAGAUAUCGCGAUCUGGUCCACCACGGAGCAGGGUCUGGCGAUUACAGCGGGCAGUCUGGCGACCCUCCGCCCGCUAUUCCGUCUGGUCGGGCACCGACUCGGCUUCACCUCGAUGGGUCCUUCCGCCCUUCACGACUCCGACCGGAACGCCCCGUCCGCAAUGGGCGGCAAGUUGAAAGAUAUCAGCAACAACAGCAGUGCCAGUCGACCAAGGCGUGGCCCCUUUAGUCUUACUACGUUCAUGGCCAAGGACGAAGCGGAGGCGCACGAAUUGGCCAGCAAUAGCGACCAGGGUGAGAGCCAGCAGAGCAAGUUCUCAAGCAAGCGGCCUCGCGUCUGGGAGUCGCAGGGCACCCAGCGCGACAACGACAGCGAGACGGAAUUGACGUUUGAAGCCUCCAAAGAAUCACAGGGUAGCGACAGGGGAGAUAAUCGGGACAUCGUCGUCGUUCAAACCUUUUCCAUGAGGGAAGACCGUUUGUAA